Molecule: messenger RNA, 1073 nt
Organism: Panicum virgatum (switchgrass)
Lineage: Eukaryota; Viridiplantae; Streptophyta; Magnoliopsida; Poales; Poaceae
Product: GTP-binding protein SAR1A-like
Exons: 3
Coding region: 16-831 (271 amino acids)
Biological process (GO): vesicle organization; endoplasmic reticulum to Golgi vesicle-mediated transport; membrane organization
Cellular component (GO): endoplasmic reticulum exit site; COPII vesicle coat
Molecular function (GO): GTP binding; GTPase activity
Source: RefSeq, a predicted model, not a curated record
UAACCGGGUCCCACCAUGCGCCCGACCCCACCUGUCAUACUCUGGGACCUCCUAGCAUAUGUUCCCUGCGCAGCGGCGGGGUGGGGCGCCACGUCACCAUUCGCCGCCCUCCGCCGCGGGUCCCUCGCCAAGAUCCGUCAAGUGUUCCUCCCUCCUUGUUGCCGCCGCCGCCGCCUCAUCCUCCGGCGACCCGGAGGCGGGGAGGGAGAGUGCGCCGGCGUCGUCCGGCGAUCGAGUGGGCGGGAGGAGAUGUUCCUGGUGGACUGGUUCUACGGGGUGCUGGCGUCGCUGGGGCUAUGGCAGAAGGAGGCCAAGAUCCUCUUCCUCGGCCUCGACAACGCCGGCAAGACCACGCUCCUGCACAUGCUCAAGGACGAGAGAUUGGUUCAGCAUCAGCCUACGCAAUAUCCAACUUCUGAAGAGCUGAGUAUCGGAAAGAUCAAGUUUAAGGCAUUUGAUUUGGGAGGACAUCAGAUCGCUCGCCGUGUGUGGAAGGAUUACUAUGCCAAGGUGGAUGCAGUGGUGUACCUUGUGGAUGCCUACGACAAGGAGCGGUUUGCUGAAUCAAAGAAGGAGCUUGACGCCCUCCUCUCGGAUGAUUCUCUGGCCACCGUACCCUUCCUGAUCCUGGGCAACAAGAUCGACAUCCCUUAUGCUGCGUCGGAGGAGGAGCUCCGCUACCACAUGGGGCUGAGUAACUUCACCACUGGCAAGGGCAACGUUAACUUGGGUGAGUCCAAUGUCCGCCCCCUGGAGGUGUUCAUGUGCAGCAUCGUCCGCAAGAUGGGGUAUGGCGAGGGGUUCAAGUGGGUGUCACAGUACAUCAAGUAGAGUUAGCUAGCUACAGUGAUACACCUGUUUCUACCUUAGCUUACCACACAAAAGAGAUAGAAAGCUAGCUUACCUUGGUCAUGGACAAGUGGUGGUUCAUGGUGGCAGUACAGAUGUGGUCAUAUGGAAGUAGUGUAAAGUCUGGGAUCUUGCCAGAUUUUCCUUCAAUUACAGUGUGAUCUUGGAAGAGGAGCUUACUUUAAACUUGAAGAAUGGUGGGGCUCUUCAUUUCUUACUGUCUA